CUCAACACAGUAUCUAUGGGUGGAAGUGAUUCAGUGAGGUGUGCCCUUAAUAUCAACAUGCUUCUCUUAACCACCUUAAAACAAAUAGUUGAUAACAGUCACACUGCUAUUCAAAUAUUAUCAAUAAAGAUAUGCAGGGGUGCACACCUAAGUAUAAAGCCUCCAUUAGAGAGUUCUCACUCAGAUCAGCUUCCUGUUCACCGGCUCACAUCACAUCUGAGGAUGGCUUCUCUCCGUGUUUUUGUUUGUCUGCUGGGACUGGUUGUCCUUUGCCACUCUCAAUGCUUCUUCCAGGCGUUGGUGCUGAAAGAUCUUAACAACCCUCCAAAAGGGUGUGUGGACAAGGACGGAAAGCAGCAUGAUUUUGGCUCUGAAUGGGACAGAGACUGCAUGGCGUGCUCUUGUACAACCCAGGGCUUGAGCUGCUGUAGCAAGAUCCCAUAUGCAGACACAGUAGAUAUUCCUGAUGAAUGCGAGCUGGUUGUAAAUAAGGAGACCUGCUCUGCCAAGGUGUUGUUGAAGUCAGACAUGACAAAAGAGUGUACCCCAAUGUGAACUCACCUCAAAUUUACCUCUACAUGUUUGUGAAAACAGAAGUCCAAACUUGUCAGCGGUCUUUUUUAUGAUUCAUAUCAACAAUUUUAGGGUGUGUACAUAAACCCUAAAUCACCAUUAAACCAUCUUUGUCAAUCUUGUCAUGUUUUGAAGGCUUUUGACAAUAAAGAUAAAACCUAAAAA
Anarrhichthys ocellatus (wolf-eel) is the source of this 738-nucleotide messenger RNA. Its product is annotated as beta-microseminoprotein. Bases 16 to 555 code for a protein of 179 amino acids. The transcript is spliced from 4 exons. The record is from RefSeq and is a predicted model, not a curated record. Lineage: Eukaryota; Metazoa; Chordata; Actinopteri; Perciformes; Anarhichadidae.